Messenger RNA from Benincasa hispida (wax gourd), 2153 nucleotides. RefSeq names its product RNA recognition motif XS domain protein. NCBI's taxonomy places the organism in Eukaryota, Viridiplantae, Streptophyta, Magnoliopsida, Cucurbitales, Cucurbitaceae. Gene Ontology annotation, biological process: regulatory ncRNA-mediated gene silencing. The record is from RefSeq and is a predicted model, not a curated record.
UUGAUUAUCGGUAGAAUAAAAUCUCCAUUCAUUCACCGAUCCAAUUCGCGUAACGGCGAUUUUCUGAUAUCUCAUUCGUAAACCCUAGCGGCUCCGCCCGCUUCUACAGCAGGCAUGGCCGGAGGUAGCAAUACCACCAAGUCAUCUCAGAAGCCUUCUUCUUCUUCCGCCGCUCCUUCUAACCGGAAAUCCCGCUGGGAGUCCUCCACCAACAAUCCUCCCUCCGAUCCUAAAUCCGACUCUAAAUCUUCCAAACCCCAUAAUUCUUCCUCCAAAUCUGCAAUUAGUCCCAAUUCCACUCACCCCAAGCAUCCUACCGACAAGGCUGUUAAUCCGACUCCGGCUUCGGCUCCACUCCCUUCUCCUGGGGUUCCACUUCCUUUUCCUGACUCCUCAGCUCUUGGCCCACCGCCUCCGCCCUCUUAUGGGUUCCAUAUGCUUGAGCGCCGCACGAUUGUUCUUGCCGAUGGCAGUGUACGGUCGUAUUUCUCUCUCCCUCUCGACUAUCACGAUUUUACUCCGCCUUCAAGGUCCAUGGAUCUUGCUGGUCGGUUUUUACCAAUGGGGUCCGGUGGUCCUGGCCAUGAAUAUGGUGGAUUUGACCAUCGGUUUCCCCCAGGUGGACCUAUGAGUCCAGAUGAAUUUAGGGGUGUUCGGGAAGAACAAUUUGGGCGUGCUAGGCCUCAAGAUCACUGGAAUUCUCGGGGGACUGAUGAACGUGGUGGUCCUGCAGAUUCGUCCAUGAAAAGGAAAUUCAAUGACGACAAUGAGAAGGACAGGAAGGAUGAGAAAGACGAUUUGUCCAGGCGACAGCAGCAAUUUUUGCAUAAUGGGAAUGCAAAUGGGUUUCUUACUGGUUCCGGCGAACGAAGGGGUGAUUUUUUGGCGGGAACGAGUGAUCCAUAUGGUCGGACAGAGGAUACGAGGUUCUCGAAGUAUAUGCGAGUUGGUGGGAGUUAUGAAAAUGAAGGUUUAAGGCUAGGUAGCGGUAACAAUGUAGCUCCUAAAUAUUUAGAAGUUGACCAGAAUGCAUUGAGAAAGGCAUUUCUUCAUUUUGUGAAGACUAUCAACGAAAACGCAAAUCAGAAAAAGAAUUAUCUGGAGGAUGGGAAGCAUGGGCGUCUUCAAUGUCUUGCUUGUGCAAGGUCCUCUAGAGAUUUUCCAGAUAUGCAUGGCCUUAUUAUGCACACAUACAACUCUGAGAGUGCUGACUUGCAAGUGGAUCAUUUGGGUUUACAUAAAGCUCUUUGUGUAUUAAUGGGGUGGAACUACUCAAAGCCUCCUGAUAAUUCAAGAGGGUACCGGUUUCUAUCUGCUGACGAAGCAGCAGCUAACCAGGAGGAUCUGAUUAUGUGGCCUCCUAUAGUUAUCAUCCAUAAUACUAUUACCGGAAAGAGUAAAGAUGGGCGCAUGGAGGGUUUGGGAAACAAAGCAAUGGAUAGUAAAGUUAGAGACCUCGGGUUUGGGGGUGGGAAGUCCAAGUCUUUGUAUGGAAGAGAUGGUCAUUUGGGCACAACUUUGAUCAAGUUUUCAGGUGAUCAGUCUGGCCUCAAUGAAGCCAAGAGGCUGGCUGAAUUUUUUGAGAAGGACAAUCACGGACGCACGGCUUGGGCUCGUGUGCGACCUGCAGCAUUUAGCAGGGAUGAUGAUAAAAAUCCAAACCUUGUAAAGGUGGAUGAAAAAUCUGGAGAGAAGAAAAGGAUUUUUUAUGGCUAUCUUGCAACUGCAGCUGAUAUGGACAAAGUUGAUUUUGAUACAAGGAAGAAGGUAACCAUAGAGAGCUAUAGGGAUUUCAAAUCGUCCGGGUAGAAUACCUCGAAAAAUAUAGUUCAGCACCUCUUCAGUUUGUGUCCUUGGUUGAGCUGCAACACGGAUCCACCUCAUGUUUAAGCUCAAUGGUUCAUGGAUGAAGUCUUUACCAAACAGCUUGCUGAAUGCUGCCCUUUGUUAAACGGAGGUGGGUGGUUGUUUGGUCUACCAGUAACGUUACUUCAGGAAUUUCCCUGGAUUUGUUGCGUAAUUUUAAUUCUACUGUAGGAUAAAUGUGUAUGGUAGGAUGUGGAACAUGGAUCUGGUUUUUUGUCUAACAAUUUUAAAUCCUAAUGAUUGAAAAAAGCUUGAAUUAUUAGUUUGUCGUUGCACAAACAGCACAA